UUUUAUUCUCAAUUUGCAACUUCUAAAAUCUGGGGACAGAGACAUUUAUGGCCACGCUCAAGAUGGCGGAAAUCUUGGUGCCAAGCACGCAGGAGACGCAAGCGGAAGCGGAAGUACGCUCGCCGUCUACAUGUGCGGCUCCAAGUGUAGUGAAAACCGUGCUGGGUGGAGGCUGAGUGACAUCCCCCCACCAUGGGCAAGAAGGGCAAAGUGGGCAAGAGCCGGCGGGACAAAUUCUAUCACUUGGCCAAGGAGACCGGUUACCGUUCCCGCUCUGCUUUCAAGCUGAUCCAACUCAAUCGCCGUUUUCAGUUCCUGCAGAAAGCCCGAGCCUUGCUGGACCUGUGUGCUGCGCCAGGAGGAUGGCUUCAGGUGGCUGCCAAGUUUAUGCCUGUAUCCAGUCUUAUUGUGGGAGUGGACUUGGUUCCAAUCAAGCCUCUCCCCAAUGUAGUGACUCUCCAGGAAGACAUCACAACAGAACGCUGUAGGCAGGCCCUGAGGAAGGAGCUAAAGACUUGGAAGGUUGAUGUUGUACUCAAUGAUGGGGCCCCUAACGUUGGGGCUAGCUGGAUUCAUGAUGCUUACUCACAAGCCCACUUGACACUGAUGGCUCUGCGUUUGGCUUGUGAUUUUUUGGCCCGUGGUGGCUGCUUCAUCACAAAGGUUUUCCGUUCUCGUGACUAUCAGCCCCUGCUAUGGAUCUUUCAGCAGCUGUUCCACCGUGUCCAGGCCACCAAGCCCCAAGCCUCUCGCCAUGAAUCAGCAGAAAUCUUUGUAGUUUGCCAGGGAUUCCUGGCUCCUGACAAGGUUGAUAGUAAAUUCUUUGAUCCUAAGUUUGCCUUUAAGGAGGUUGAAGUUCAGGCUAAGACUGUUUCUGAGUUGGUGACUAAGAAAAAGCCCAAGGCUGAAGGAUAUGCUGAGGGUGACCUUACUCUCUAUCACCGAACCUCAGUCACUGACUUCCUGCGAGCUGCCAACCCUGUUGACUUCCUCUCUAAGGCCAGCGAAAUCUCAAUAGAUGAUGUAGAGUUGGCACAACAUCCAGCUACCACUGAAGACGUAAGGGCAUGUUGUCAGGACAUUAAAGUACUGGGGCGCAAGGAGCUCAGGUCCCUACUGAACUGGAGAACAAAGCUUCGGCGAUAUAUGGCCAAAAAGCUGAAAGAGCAAGCAAAGGCACUGGACAUCAGUCUUAGCUCGGGAGAGGAAGAAGAGGGUGAUGAGGUAUCAGCAGCUGGGACAAGACAGCCCUCUAAGGAGGAAGAGGAGGAGGAACAGCUGAACCAGACCCUAGCAGAAAUGAAGGCCGAGGAGGUAGCAGAACUAAAGAGGAAGAAAAAAAAGCUGCUGCGCGAGCAGAGGAAGCAGCGAGAGCGUGUAGAGCUAAAGAUGGAUCUACCCGGGGUUUCCAUCGCCGAUGAGGGGGAAACUGGCAUGUUUUCCUUGCGGGCCAUCCAAGGUCACCAGUUGUUAGAGAAAGUAACCCAAGGAGACAUGAGUGCUGCAGACACAUUUCUGUCUGAUCUGCCAAGGGAUGACAUCUAUGUGUCGGAUGCUGAGGAGGAUGACGAUACUUCUCUGGACAGUGACCUGGAUCCAGAGGAGCUGGCCGGAGUCAUGGGACAUCAGGGUUUAAAGGACCAAAAAUGUGUGCAGUUUGCUCAAGUAGAAGAUGAAAAAGAAGAGGAGGGGGAAGAGAAUCCACUGCUGGUACCACUGGAGGAAAAAGCAGUGCUGCAGGAAGAACAAGCCAGUCUGUGGUUCUCAAAGGAUGGCUUCAGUGGGAUUGAAGAUGAUGCUGACGAGGCCCUGGAGAUCAGUCAGGCCCAGCUGUUGUACAAGAACCGUCAGAAGGAGCAGCAGCAGCCAACAGCACCACCACUGCCACCAUCACCACCACAACCACCUUCCAGUUUGAAGUCAGAGUCUCCCCAGGGCCAGGAUGAGGCCCCUAUGGGGACACAAGCUGCCAUUGGCCCCAAAAGGGAAGACAGAGAUGACAGCUCAGACAGUGAUAGUAGCAGUGAGGAUGAAGAAAGCUGGAAGCCAUCCUGUGGUAAGAAGCGAAGCCGUGGAACUAAGUCAAAUGAUGAUGGGUUUGAGGUGGUGCCUAUUGAGGACCCAGCAAAACGUCGGAUUCUGGACCCUGAAGGCCUUGCUCUAGGUGCAGUUAUUGCUUCUUCCAAAAAGGCCGAGAGAGACCUGAUAGAUAACUCCUUUAAUCGGUAUGCAUUUAAUGAAGAUGAGGGGGAGCUUCCAGAGUGGUUUGUGCAGGAAGAGAAGCAGCACCGGAUACGGCAAUUGCCUGUUGACAAGAAGGAAGUGGAGUAUUAUCGGAAACGCUGGCGGGAAAUCAAUGCACGACCCAUUAAGAAAGUGGCUGAGGCCAAAGCUAGAAAGAAACGGAGGAUGCUGAAGAAGCUGGAACAGACUAAGAAGAAGGCUGAAGCAGUGGUGAAUACAGUGGACAUCUCAGAACGAGAGAAGGUGGCACAGCUGCGAAGUCUGUACAGGAAGGCUGGGCUUGGCAAGGAGAAACGCCAAGUCACCUAUGUUGUAGCCAAAAAAGGUGUGGGCCGCAAAGUGCGGCGGCCAGCUGGAGUCAGAGGUCAUUUCAAAGUGGUAGACUCCAGGAUGAAGAAGGACCAGAGAGCACAACAACGUAAGGACCGAAAGAAAAAAAACAAGAGGAAGUAGGCAGAGCUCCUGUGCCUGUGAGAAGUGAGAAGACCAAAGACUUGGAGGGAGAGUAGUUCACUGGCCUCCUUGGUACCAGCCCUGCUCUUGCUCACAUCACAGCUGAGAAGACAGUUCCCAGGGAGCUGGUGGGUCUUUCUGAUUCCACAACGGUCCUAAAUAGCAAGAGGACGUCCUCUGCCUGAAGGACAGUUCCCCAGAAAAGAUCUGAGGAACUGUCUUACUGUACUGACCGACCCCUCCCCAACCUUCCAUGAAGAACUUAGGGUGCUGGAUGAGAACAGUCAAAUCUCUUUUUAAACCUUUAUGUUGGGUGGUGCUUGUUGUAGCCUAUUACAGGGCAUGUGGUGUCAUUCUA
This is a messenger RNA of Castor canadensis (American beaver), 3055 nucleotides long. It is a transcript of the gene Ftsj3, whose product is annotated as FtsJ RNA 2'-O-methyltransferase 3. Gene Ontology annotation, biological process: rRNA methylation; maturation of 5.8S rRNA from tricistronic rRNA transcript (SSU-rRNA, 5.8S rRNA, LSU-rRNA); maturation of LSU-rRNA from tricistronic rRNA transcript (SSU-rRNA, 5.8S rRNA, LSU-rRNA). Gene Ontology annotation, molecular function: rRNA (guanine) methyltransferase activity; rRNA (uridine-2'-O-ribose)-methyltransferase activity. NCBI's taxonomy places the organism in Eukaryota, Metazoa, Chordata, Mammalia, Rodentia, Castoridae. Gene Ontology annotation, cellular component: preribosome, large subunit precursor; nucleus; nucleolus. The record is from RefSeq and is a predicted model, not a curated record.